UGAUCCAGCGCGGUGACGACUUGCUUUCUUGUUCGGGCGCAGAAGUCCAACUUUUAAUGUUAAAAAAAAAAAAAGAAGAAGCACGUCGAUCAUGGUACUCACCCCGCAGGUCUCUCACUCGGCGCUUAAGAGGGGCAUGAGGACGGAACCCAGACUGUGAUUGAAUGGGGGGCAUAAACAACUCUCCGCCAGGAUUACGGUUGCUCAGGCCUCCAACAGUGAUUGGUCAGUUUCAUACCCUCUUCUUUGGCUCUGUGCGCAUGUUCUUUCUUGGGGUUCUGGGAUUUGCAGUUUAUGGCAAUGAGGCUUUACACUUCAGCUGUGAUCCUGAUAAGAGAGAGUUAAACCUCUUCUGUUACAACCAAUUCAGGCCGAUAACACCUCAGGUAUUUUGGGCACUACAGCUGGUCACUGUGUUGGUUCCCGGAGCUGUGUUUCAUCUCUAUGCUGCUUGUAAGAAUAUCGAUCAAGAAGAAAUCCUCCAACGACCCAUCUACACUGUGUUUUAUAUCAUUUCUGUACUGUUAAGAAUCAUUCUGGAAGUCAUAGCGUUUUGGCUUCAGAGUCAUCUUUUUGGCUUUCAGGUUCACCCAAUUUACAUGUGCGACGCCAGCGCCCUGGAGAAAAAGUUCAACGUCACCAAGUGCAUGGUGCCCGAACAUUUCGAGAAGACCAUCUUCCUCAGCGCCAUGUACACGUUCACUGUCAUCACGGUGGUGCUGUGUGUCGCCGAGAUAUUUGAGAUUCUUUGCAGAAGACUGGGAUAUUUGACAAGUCAAUGACGGCAACCAGUAGUCAGAGCAAAGUUUUAGACAAAUUGAAUCAUUUUUUUUUGGGUGGGGGGCAAUCUAGGCUUUAAAAAAAUGUUGAGAAAGACCGCAUGUAAAAUACCUCUGUUCUUCUUCAUCUGGGGGUAUCUUCUGGCCAUUUUCUUUUGUAGAUUUUUAAUUAGUUUUG
Erpetoichthys calabaricus (reedfish) is the source of this 957-nucleotide messenger RNA. It is a transcript of the gene gje1a, whose product is annotated as gap junction protein epsilon 1a. Gene Ontology annotation, cellular component: connexin complex. Gene Ontology annotation, biological process: cell communication. Lineage: Eukaryota; Metazoa; Chordata; Cladistia; Polypteriformes; Polypteridae. The record is from RefSeq and is a predicted model, not a curated record. The transcript has 3 exons. The coding region runs from base 165 to 782 and encodes 205 amino acids.